Messenger RNA from Dryobates pubescens (Downy woodpecker), 2671 nucleotides. It is a transcript of the gene RAB11FIP4, whose product is annotated as RAB11 family interacting protein 4. The record is from RefSeq and is a predicted model, not a curated record. Lineage: Eukaryota; Metazoa; Chordata; Aves; Piciformes; Picidae. Bases 265 to 2157 code for a protein of 630 amino acids. Gene Ontology annotation, biological process: endocytic recycling; regulation of cytokinesis. The transcript is spliced from 15 exons. Gene Ontology annotation, molecular function: calcium ion binding. Gene Ontology annotation, cellular component: endocytic vesicle; recycling endosome membrane; cleavage furrow.
GCCCCUGUUGAGCACCCAGCGUCCCUCCCGCCUCGUCUCCCUCCUCAUCCUUCAGCUCUGCCCCAUUGUUCUCCCAUCCUCGGCUCCUUCUCUCCGCCCGGUGGUCGCCUCCUCCCUCUGCUCCCCUUCCUCCCUCCUCCAUCCUUUCUUCUUCCUCCUCGCCGUCCCUCCCGCCCCGCUGCCCGGCGCUGAUGUCACGCACCGGCUGAGGGCGCGGGCGAUCAUGGCUGCUGCGGCCGCAACCGUGCCGCUGGCCUCCAGCUAAUGCCCGCGAUGGAGCCGGCGAGCCUGCUGCGGUUCCUGCGGAAGCUUAAGGAGGUUUUCGAUGUGUGCGACGAGGAUGCGGACGGCUUCAUCCGGGUGGAGCACUUCGUGGCCCUGGGGCUGCAGUUUGGCCAGGGGGAUGAGGUGGAAAAACUGGCCAAGUACUUGGACCCAAAUGAUUUGGGAAGAAUCAAUUUUAAGGACUUCUGUCAUGGAGUUUUUGCUAUCAAAGGCUGUGAAGAGUUACUAAAAGAUGUCCUGUCUCCUGAAAACUCUGAGCCUCUGCACUAUGAGCCACAGUAUGUUGAUUACUACUACCAGGGUGGAGAAAUCCAGGACUGUGCCUACCUGGACAGCGAGAGCACCUACAGCGAGUCAGAGCUGUUUGCUGAUGAGGACACAAUGACCCUGGCACAUCAGGAGGUUCACCAUGAGUCUGACAUGGACAGUGCCAUCGAGAGUGCCCAGAGCUCUGAGGCCUCUGAUGUGUGUCGCAGCGAGGAGAAGGAUGGUGUGCUUGGUGGCCUCUUCCUGCCUGGUGACAAGUCAAGUCCUCGCAACCCUUCUGCAGCAUCUGACCUCUCAACUUAUUCCACCGCCUCUCUGAUCAGUAAUGAAGAACAGUUUGAAGACUAUGGGGAAGGAGAUGAUGUGGAUUUUACUCCCAGUAGCCCAUGCCCUGAUGAUGAGACCAGAACCAACGCCUACUCUGACCUUGGCUCAUCUGUAUCUUCCAGUGCUGGCCAAACCCCCCGAAAAAUGAGGCAUGUUUAUAACAGCGAGUUACUGGAUGUUUACUGCUCACAGUGCUGCAAAAAGAUAAAUCUGCUCAACGAUUUGGAAGCCAGGCUGAAAAACUUGAAAGCAAACAGCCCUAACAGGAAAAUAUCAAGCACGGCUUUUGGAAGACAACUCUUCCACAACAGUAACUUCAGCAGCAGUAAUGGCAGCACAGAAGACCUGUUCAGAGACAGUAUAGACUCCUGUGAUAAUGAUAUAACUGAAAAGGUAACAUACUUAGAAAAAAAGGUGACAGAACUGGAGAAUGACAGUGUGACAAAUGGUGACCUAAAGAGCAAGCUGAAACAGGAGAACACUCAGCUGGUUCACAGAGUUCAUGAGCUAGAAGAACUAUUGAAAGACCAAGAAACAUCAGCAGAACAGACCCUGGAAGAAGAGAUAAAGAGACACAGGGAAGCAUACAGCAAGUAUGAAAAAGAGAAAGGCACCGAAAUCGAACUGCUAAAUACAAGGGUUCAGCAACUGGAAGAAGAAAAUGGGGAGCUGAAAUGCACUGUCACACGACUGAAGUCACAGACAGAGAGAUUAGAUGAGGAGAGGCAACGCAUGUCAGACAGGUUGGAAGACACCAGCCUGAGGCUGAAGGACGAGAUGGAUCUGUACAAGAGAAUGAUGGACAAGCUGAGGCAGAACAGACUGGAAUUCAACAAGGAGAGGGAAGCCACACAGGAGCUCAUUGAGGACUUGCGGAAGGAGCUGGAGCACCUGCAGCUCUACAAGCUGGAGUGUGAGCGUCCAGGGCGUGGGAGGAGCUCUUCAUCCAGCCUGAGUGAGUUCAACGCCAAGACCAGAGAGGUGGAGAUGGAGCAUGAAAUAAAACGUCUGAAACAGGAGAAUCAGAAACUUCGUGACCAAAACGAUGAUCUUAAUGGACAGAUUUUAAGUCUUAGUCUUUAUGAAGCUAAAAAUCUCUUUGCAACGCAAACAAAGGCCCAGUCACUGGCUGCUGAAAUUGAUUCUGCAUCAAGAGAUGAGCUCAUGGAAGCUCUUAAAGAACAGGAAGAGAUCAAUUACAGAUUGCGACAGUACAUGGACAAGAUCAUUUUGGCAAUCCUAGACCACAACCCUUCUAUCUUGGAAAUAAAGAACUGAGGAGAAUGCGAGAAGGAAAAGCAGCAACUGCCUGACAUUUCUGCACAUGCCACUGGAUCUAAACACCACUCUGAUACUGUAACUGAAGCUAUAACUAUACACAUACACACUAGGUGUGAGUGUGGGCAUGGCUGUGUUUCUAUGAUGUUUGGUACACUGUUGGUUGUCCUUGGAUUGGCUUGGGUAGACGACUUUUUUUUCCUCCAUGCACUUUCAAUACCUGUGAUAAGUUGAAUUGUGUAUAUUAAUGUAAUAACAAUAGAACUGGAUCAUGCUCUUUUAGAUACUGGACAAAAUGACUCUACCUCUAGUUGUAAAGGUGAAAAAAAGACAAUGGAAACAUGUGGAUGUGGCCCUAACUUCAGGAGCAGGAAUUGUUCUUUUGUUCUUCCAGGAAUUUGGGUGCCACAAACCAAUUAACAUCCCCAGGUUCAGUUCCUGACUGGUGCUGACUGUGCAAUUUCCUGUUUGAUUUAGCUUUAGUGCUUAAACCACAUGUAGGAUUUCAAAAAAA